This is a messenger RNA of Debaryomyces hansenii CBS767, 4989 nucleotides long. RefSeq names its product Int1p (gene INT1). Gene Ontology annotation, cellular component: cellular bud neck contractile ring. The transcript has a single exon. The record is from RefSeq and is a predicted model, not a curated record. Lineage: Eukaryota; Fungi; Ascomycota; Pichiomycetes; Serinales; Debaryomycetaceae. The coding region runs from base 1 to 4989 and encodes 1662 amino acids. Gene Ontology annotation, biological process: axial cellular bud site selection; protein localization to bud neck. Gene Ontology annotation, molecular function: GTP binding.
AUGAAGAACAGACUUAUUAACAUUAUCUUAGAAUCAGUGGACUUAUUAUUAAAAGAAAUGAACCAAUAUCCUAAUACGUUGGACGCGUCAGAAGCAACAAGCGAUAAUAAGGAAUCUGUUUCGUUAAAUAAUUCGCCAGUUAAACCCUUAAGUUUCCCCAAGCAAUCUAAUUCAGAAUUAAAUGCAAAAACGCCCAAUUUAGAUUUAAAUAAUAAAGAAUUUAAUUCUAGUUCUGAUACUUGCAUAAGUGAAUCGGAUUCUCCAAGGCCUACCAGUGAAACUAACACCGAUAACAAUUCCUUUGAACGUAAUUUUAGCUUUGAUGAUUCAGACCAAAUCAAUAAGACUAUACAAACUAAAAUUAAAUUAGAGGAUGAGGAAUUUUCGUUUGUAACUCAAACCCCUAUGACUUCGACCAUAGAUUUGAAUAAUCCUAAUAAAGAGAACGACACAACUUCAAACUACAAUAAUUCGUCACCAAAUAAAUCAAUAAUGAAGAAAACCGAUUCCUCAUCUCCUUCAAGAAAAAAUGUUGUAUUUACAAACUCAACUCCUGAGAUACAUCAUUAUCCAUCUAAUAAACCAAACAUAACUACUGCUUCAAACGAAGAGAGCAUUGACCAGUUACCACACGAAUGGAAAGAGCUCCCAAAAGAAUUAUCUCAAUCUUCAGAUGAUGAGAACCAGACUCCUCCUGUACCGCCAAUCCAUAAGACUGAUACAUUCUCUUCCCUUUUGCAAGAUGACAAUAAUGAUGAGGAUAUAGAUAGGGAUACAUUAAAUGAAUUAAAAUUACAGCAUCACAAUUUUAGUAAUUUAUCGUUGAACGAAAAGCUUGAUGUUUUCUUAUCAAAUAAGCAUGUAAAAACAGAGGAACUUGAUGAUCAUUUGACUAAUUUGGAUAAUGCCGUUAAAAAUAAGACCGUGACAAACAUUCACGUUUUAUCUUUAGAUUUGAAGAAACAAGAGCAACCUGAAAUAGAAAAUCCAUUAAACUCAUUGAUGAAAUCGUCAGAAGUUAGACUAAGGUCAGCAGGCUCUUCUCAAUCGUCUUUGCAAUCGUUAGUAGAAAGCAAUCGAUACUUAGAAUCAAAUGGACACCAAUACAUUCCUAACAAGGGAAUUGCACUUAAUGAUGGUAUAAAGGGAUUUUCUAAUCAUAUGGUUGAAGCAUUAAUACCAACAGGUGAUGAUGACAUGGAGGAAGAGGAAGAUGCUGGAUUAAUGAUGAAAACUCCAUCAAACAGUCGUUUAAAUGAAUUGAGACAAUCGGAAAAUAACGACUCAGAGAACGAAGAGUUCCAUGAUUCAUUUGAUACUAAUACAGAACAAUCAAUUAUGAAUUUAUUAAAAAGUGCAUCAAAUUCUGAUUUGAAUAAACCAUCCUCCCUGCUUCAAUCAGGAAACAUAUUGAUAAAGCAAGAAGAAGAAGAAGAAGAAGAAGAAGAUCAAGAAGGAAAAUGGGAUGUAUUUAUCAAAGAUGAACACACAGGUUUGAAUCAAAAUGGGCAUAUGUUGUCAUCCGAUGAUGAACAUCAGCAAUGUUUGACUAAGCCAGAAUUCAACGAUGAUAUUAAAAAGGAGCCCCAUAUUAAUUAUCACGAGUAUGAAGCAACUUCAAAGAUUGAAUCAGUCUCUGGUUAUGGUAGAACACACAAGGAUAUAAGGUUAAUUAAAUCUGAAUUAAAUCAUACUCAAGAAGAUAAAGAAAGUGAGUUGAAUAAUAUGAGUACACUGAUGAAAGCAAAUGAUCAGACGUCAGUUGACGAUACAUCUGAAGUCACUGACAGUGCUAACAAAUUCUCUAUAAGGGAUCAUAUAGAUAGCGAUUGGAAAUUUGAAGAUAGUAAUGAUGGUGAUAGGGAAGAUAACGCUGAUUAUACAAACAAUGAAUUGACAACAGUGAAUGAUGUGAAACAUGAAAACAAUAAGGGAACGGGUCCAUACUCAAAUAACUUCAAAGGUGAAAGUUUGUUGGAUGUGAAUUUAUCGCCCAAUCUUUCAGUUAAUUCUCAAGAGUUUAAGGAUGCAUCUGAUCAUUUUAUUGGUAAAACGUUGGCUCCACGUAACGUCGAUGAAGCUAUUGAUGCUACCCAUCCACCAGCUCCAAUUGCGCAAGAAGAUUACGAUGAGAAUGUUUUAGCUAAUUCUUCAAACAUCGCACCUCCAGGUGAGAUUACGUUGCCACAAAUCGAAGCAAACAAUUAUUCUUCAUUUGAUGAUAUAACAAAAAAUCUUGAACAUAAUAAUUCGUACGAAGAAUCGUUAUCUGCCGAAAAUGACGCAGAUAAUAAGCCUCUUGACUUCAUUUCAAUUUGGCAUUCACAAGAGAGGCAGAAAAAGCCAUACAAUACUCAUGCUAAUAGCCAUAUUUCACCCUUGAGUUAUGAUGUAAACAAGACACCUGAAAAUGAUUCAAGUAGUAGAGUCAGGUUUCCUUCCUCUUUGCAACCUAAAAAGUUCAAAGAAGUCAAUGUUAUGUCAAGAAGAGUAGUCAGUCCAGGAUUUGAAGAUCUCCAUGUUUCUGGAUUUUUACCUGAAUUAUCGGAGGAUUCUGGAUUUGGAAGCCAACUCAGGCUUUUUAAAUCUGGAUAUAAUACAUCCGGUAUGAGUAACUAUUCACAUCUUGGCGAUGCUAACGGUCAAAAUAAUACCCCAUUAAAUACAAGAAAUGUUUUGUCUAAUCUUGAUAACAACCCUAAUGUGGUUGAGCCACCCAAGGCCAGAAAUAAUUUUAACAAGAAUACGCUGAGUCAUGAAUUCAAGAUUCAAAGAUCCUUAAGGCCUGAGUUGAGUGCAAAUCAAACUUUGAAACCAAAAAAUAUACAAAAAUCACAAACAAAUCAAUCGAAAUUCAGAGUACCAUCUUUUGAAAUAAGGAGAACCAAUUCAACGUUAUCUCCAAGGAAUCAGUAUGAUGAGAUCUUCGAGGAUGUCGUAAAGCAACCUCCUACCAUUAAAAGUCAUGGUAUGAAGACAUUACCUAGCAUGGAUCGUGAUGACGUGAAGCGGAUAUUGGCAACCAAAAGGGUUAUAAGUCAAGACGAAUAUUCAAAAGUUAAGUUAGUUGGUAAUAGCAAAAAGAACUCCAUUGUUAAUGAGCCGGACGACAAGUAUGACGAUUUACAACAGCAUGCAUCCAUUUGUAACGUGUCUACUGAAUCAAGUCCUGUGCUUGAUAAAGAGGUAUUACCUCAUUUGGCAAAUGAGUUAUUAAGAGUUCCUUCUGCGUUAUUAUCGAAGGACCAACUUUUCAACGAAUUUGAUUUUGUUCCAAAGCCUUCAGACAACUUGUUUAACAAUAAUUCGCAGUCUCCAUCUAGAACAACUUCUGUGAUUCAUAAUAAGGAGGCUGCUCCUGCUGCUUCUUUAGAAAACUAUGUGGUCUCAGAACCCCUCCCAAGUAGUCAGGGUAGUGUUGAAAGUGAUAAAGAGAUUAAUUUGACACCAGCCAGUAACGACAUUUCGCCCACGAAAAUUUAUCAGACAACUGAUCCGUCAGAAAACAUGUCACCCAAGAAACGAGCCUCCCCAAUUAAAAUUGGUUCUCCUACUAAGUUGGUAAAGAAAGAUUCGGCUAUUGCUGCUAAAUCUGUCUCAUCACCCUCUAAGGCAGAUGAAAAGGAAAAUGUAAAUGAAGAUAGCUCUUCUUUUGCCGGGGAGGAAUUGAUAAAUAAAAAGUUGAGAGAUUCACCAGCAAAGAGUGAAUUGAAAAUCCCAGUCCAUGAUUAUAAACCUAGCACUGUUUCCGUUCCAUCAUUUUAUUCUAAUGAUACGGCGAAUACCAAACCAUUAAGCACGGCAAAUAGAGAUUACCAUACCGCUUGGAAACAACAAAAGCAACAACAACAGCAACAGACCAAUCCUCAAUUAAAUAUUAAGGACCAAUCAGCUGGAUUACAAGAAAGGGGAAAACUAUUUUUGAGGGUUAUUGGAUUAAAGAGUAUCGAUUUACCUGAUAUCGACGAACAUCAUGCAGAUUUCUCUAUUACGUUGGAUAAUGGUGUUCACUGUAUUAAAACUUCGAACUAUAAAAUGGACUCACAUAAUACCUUAAUAAACAAGGAAUUUGAGUUGACGGUUGGAGACUCUUUAGAAUUCAUUCUAACCAUGAAGGCUAGCUAUGAAAAGUCUAGAGGAAAACUUAUUGAGGUGAAUGAAAGAAGAGUUGUAAAGUCGAAAAAUAGAUUAAGCCGACUCUUUGGAUCCAAGGAUAUUAUUACUACAACAAAGUUUGUUCCGCAAGAACUGAAGGAUACUUGGUCCAAUAAGAUUGCACAGGAUGGAUCAUUUGCAAGAUGCUAUGUUGAUUUAGAUCAAUAUGAGAGUAAAAUUACAGGUGAAGCAUGUAAUUUUAACAUAACUUGUUUUAAUGAAUGGGAAACAAUUUCUGGCAAAGGCAAUGAAGUCAGGACUAGAUGCCAACCAUAUAGAAUUGGACAGCUUGAAGUCAAGAUGAUGUUUGUGCCAAGAACCGAUAAUCAAGAGAUUUUACCUACUAGCAUCAAAUCUGCUUAUGAAUGUAUCGAAGAUUUGCAUCAAGAAUCAACGUUGGCUCAUGAGGGUUACUUGCAUCAAGAAGGCGGAGACUGUGAAAUAUUGAAAAAGAGAUUUUUCAAAUUGCAAGGCACAUCUUUGAUUGCUCAUAGCGAAUUCUCUCAUAAGACUAGAGCUAAGAUUAACCUUUCAAAGAUUGUUGAUGUUAUUUAUGUCGAUGAGAAAGAUAUCAAUAAAUCAUCUGCCAAUUAUAGAAAUUUCAGUGAUGUUAUUUUAGUACCACAUUCGUUCAAAAUUAGAUUUGCUAAUGGCGAGGUGAUUGACUUUGGAGCACCAAAUAGGGCAGAGAAACUUGAGUGGGUUACAAUUUUAGAAAAGAUUGUUUAUCGUAAUAAAUUCCGUCGUCAACCUUGGGUUAAAUUAAUGAUAGAGGGAGCACGUACAAAGCAGGAACCUCCUAACGAACGCUCUCGUACGAAAAAGAUUUUUUAA